AUGGCGCCAGCUGCCGCCGAGCAGGCGCUCGGGCCAGAUGCGCCGGUGCCGGCGCCGCCCGUCUCGCCGGCCGGGCCUGCGGAGCCGGCCGAGUCGGCGGCGUCGGCCGCGCCAGGCGUGCUGGCUGCUGCCAGUCUGCCUCGUCCGGCCGAGGCGGCUGAGUCGAGGGUGUCUGGUGCCGCCGAGCCCGCGGCGCUGGUGCCACCGCCGCCAGUCGCGCCCGCCAGAUGGGAGUUUCGGCGUGCCCGCGCGGCAGGCCCUGGGGCGGGGCCAUUCGUCAAGCGCGCCCGCCGGGACUUCGGCCUGGCGUGGACUGCCAUUUGCCCUGGCGGCGAUGGCUGCGGCGCUAGCACCUGCUCCACGGGGCGCGGUGGCGGCGGAGGCGCCGCCCCUCAGUCACCGCCAGGCGCCGCAUGUGGCGGCCAGGGCGGACCUCAGGGGGGCGAGACGCCGCAGGGGCAGGAGGACCCCUGGGGCGAGCUGAGCUCCAGUGAGCCAGCCCCGCGCAGGCGGGAGGCGCGGCCUGGCGUGUGCGCCGAGUGCAUGCCGCUGCUGCGGCGGAGCAGAGGCCGCUGGUUGAGGUUCGCGAUCUGCCCCCACCUCCUGGAGAAGCACCGGGGCCCGCUGCCCGCAGAGCCGCCCUUGGUGGGCAAGAGGCCACGGCGGACACGCCUUGCGAUGGUGCGACGUGGCGAGUGGCCGAAGGCCAGGAAGGGGCGCCGAUGCAAGCACGGGCGUCGUUCAGAUAGAUGUGUUCUUUGCUCAGGCUGCGAGCACGGGCGCGUGCGUGACCGCUGUCGGCUGUGCGCGCCAUGUCCCCACGGCCGCGUUGCACGGAGCUGCCCAGUGUGCGCUGAGUGCCCGCACGGGCGAGUGAGAGACACCUGCGGCAUUUGUAACGACUGCGGCCACGGAACUGUCCGGGCAGCCUGCCUCAUUUGCUCAGGCUGUGACCACGGCAAGCUCCGCUCGGGCUGUGCUGAGUGCAGACCCUGUCCUCACGGGCGCCUGGUAGGCAAUUGCCCAGAGUGCCGCGGCUGCCCGCACGGGCGGUUGGCCGCGUGGUGCGCGGAGUGCAGCCCUUGCAAACACGGCCGCGUCAAGCCAGACUGCGCCUUGUGCAGUGGCUGCGUCCACGGGGUCCUCGAGCGCUUCUGCAAGAUCUGCAGCCCGUGCCCGCACGGGGCCCGCCGGAACCACUGCCCGCAGUGCGCCGGCUGCCCCCAUGGCAAAGUGCGGUACAACUGCCGAGAGUGCGCCGGUUGCCCCCACGGGCGCGUGCGGCGUUUCUGUGCGGCUUGCAACCCUUGUCCGCACGGGAAGCGUAAGCAGUCGUGCAAGGAGUGCGGGAUCUGCCCCCACGGCCGCAUCUGCUACAGCUGCGCCGAGUGCAGGGGCUGCCCCCACGGCAGGGUGCGCAGGUUCUGCAGGCUCUGCAACGGCUGCCCCCACGGCAAGCUGGCCCGCUUCUGUGGCGUAUGCGGGCCCCUCGGCCGCGGCGGCCACGGCGGGGGCCAGGGCUGCGGCAGCCCGCGCGGGAACCGCGCCAGCCGAGGCUGCGGCUCCGCAGCAGGCGGAGCCGCGCCGCGUCUGCGACCGGGGGGCAGCGGCGAGUGA
Molecule: messenger RNA, 1617 nt
Organism: Prorocentrum cordatum
Lineage: Eukaryota; Dinophyceae; Prorocentrales; Prorocentraceae
Source: the annotation of a GenBank genome assembly